AUGACAACGAAAAAAGCUCAAUCAAAGGGAUGCUCAAUGAUCACGACUAAUUGGAAACCGCCCCAUGGAAAAGCCGGCAGAAAAAAUAAUAAUAAUAACCAAUCUCCAGGCGUACCCAUGAGAGAGUUUCAAUGCUAAGUCAGCGAGCCAACGAGGCCACGAUAAAUCCUCCAAUCUAUCUCUCCUCCACCUCAUCUUCUCACACUUUUACCAUUCCGCUGCGAAAGGGGUGCUACCCAAGAUACCUCUAAAUCCCGCCCAAGCCAUCCGCAUUCCGCGAAUAUGUCCACAUGCGUCCGUCAUUCGGGAAACCCACUCGCCACGGUAACAGCAAUGCCAAACAGGAACCAAGGUCAGACCCCGCAUGAACCACCGCCCCGGAACCCUCGCCAACGCGACCCGGCAUCAAUGGUGUUUAUCAACGUCUGCUUCGCGCCGACGGCCCCUCCGCAGACGCCAACAGACUGGACUCCGCAACCGCUCCCGACGCGUGUGCCGGGCGUGGAGAUCACGGCAGCGCACCCAACCGAGUCGCCCGCUAAGGUGGCGGUGAAGGUGGGGGACAGUUCGUCCUUCUUCAUCGCGACGCAAGAGAAGCCGCAGAACGUGAAGCGCACCGAGUGUCCCCGGUGUGGCGGCACGUUCGCCGGCGCGCAGAAGCUCAAGCGACACCAGAGGAGCGGCGCCUGCGAUAGGCAGGGUGCUGAGACCUCACCGGAAGUCAGGGAGGAGAGGGACGGGGUUUGGAAACGCUCCUGCCCCUACUGUGAGAAUUUCGGCACAUACAAGACCAGGAAUUCGGCCGUGGUCGCCGUCAGGAGGCAUUACAAGGUGCGCCAUCCCGAGCGGGAUUUGGGGGAUAAGCGGAGGAGGAGGACCAAUGGGAAGAUUCCCGUCCGGGAGGGGGAGAGUGGUGGAGCGAGCGAUGGGGGGUUGAUGUCGGCGGAUGGUGAGGGGGAAGAGUACUAUAUCCCGCCGGACGAGGAUUAUGAGCGCACAACGCUCUAA
This is a messenger RNA of Tuber melanosporum (Perigord truffle), 1008 nucleotides long. RefSeq lists its product as uncharacterized. The transcript has a single exon. Bases 334 to 1008 code for a protein of 224 amino acids. Lineage: Eukaryota; Fungi; Ascomycota; Pezizomycetes; Pezizales; Tuberaceae. The record is from RefSeq and is a predicted model, not a curated record.